This is a messenger RNA of Trichophyton benhamiae CBS 112371, 4497 nucleotides long. RefSeq names its product chromosome segregation protein Spc105, putative. Lineage: Eukaryota; Fungi; Ascomycota; Eurotiomycetes; Onygenales; Arthrodermataceae. Gene Ontology annotation, biological process: mitotic spindle assembly checkpoint signaling; mitotic sister chromatid biorientation; protein localization to kinetochore. The transcript has 5 exons. Bases 1 to 4497 code for a protein of 1498 amino acids. The record is from RefSeq and is a predicted model, not a curated record.
AUGCCCCAUAGAGGCAGCGGCAUCGAUAUUGACAAAGAGAAUGUGACUACGGACUUCAGUGCUGCUCAGAAGCAGAGCAAUAUACCUUCUAGGGCAUUGGGGAAUGAUAAGCGGUCUCGUAGUAAGAGUCUGGGACCUGGAGGGUUGGAUCUCUUGAAAAAUGGCGGCAAUGAUAGAAGAAAGUCUACCGCCGCUGUUCAAUUGAAGUCGAUACUGAAGCCGACGAUUCCCGUCUCGCCAAUAAGCCAUAUUCCAAGCUUUGCUGAAACACGCAGGAAAACACCACAUCGUGACGGUUUUGGGAGUAAUCAUAAACCAUCCGGGAAUGAUGAUCUUAUUGACCUUUCGACCCCCGCUGUGCCAGUUGUCGGUACUGACAGUUUGAUCAACCCGUUCGAUAAUUUCAACCCGAUACCACCGUCUAGAGCCAAAGACAUGGCCGCACAGAGAGAAAGGGAAGAAAAAGAACGAAUUGAGCGGGAGAGGGAGAAGAAGAAGGCAAUCCUAGAACAGCGAGCUGCACGAAGGAAAUCUAUGGCGAAUCGCCGAGUUUCGUUUGCGCCUGAGGCAACGCUACAUACUUGGAAUGUUGUCGAGCUAAUGGAAGAUUCAACCGCUUCCACGGGUGCUAAUACGACUCGCAGGAAUUCCUCGUUGAUGGCUGGUCACAGAAAUCAGGGGUCAGAUGAGUCUGAACCACCAUCCUCACCAGGAAAAUAUGAACUUGAGGACGCCAAUCCACCUCAAUCAGCAGCUCAUCUGGAAGAACUGGCCGAUGAAGCAUUUUCUUCUAGCCCCUUCAGUGGUGGCUCCGCUGCUGAGAAUGAUACUGGUUUUCCCCAAGGAAAUAUGGAAAUGGGGAGUGACUCGCUAAGCUCAGGGCCUGAAGAUGAGAGCACGAGUAUGAGCAUGGAAAACGUUACGGAACAGCCUCUUUCGUCCGAGUCCAAUGACUCCUCCCCCAAUUCUAGUAGUUUGGAUCGAUCGUUGAAGAAAGCCGCUCUGGCGGCAGGCACCAGAGGUAUCGAAUUUGACGAGAAUGGAGAUCUAUCCAUGGAGUUCACUGGUCAUGAAAUUGUUGGUGCUUUUCAACCCUGGGUUAAAAAAGGAUCGAGCGCAAAAUUUGAUGCUGAAGACCUUACCUCUCGCUUUGACCAGGAGAACAUUGGUUCCACAAAAAUGGCUGCGUCAAAUCCUAUUAGAGCAGCUCAAGUUAACGAGGAUGAUGGAGAUAUGAGCAUGGACAUUACAAAACCGGUUGGUGGUAUACUUCGGAGGAAAAGCAAUAUAACUAGCGGCAGCAGUGAAGGGAUCCGUCCGUAUCCGAAUUACCAAAACUAUGGCUAUCAACAGGCCUCUCGUCGAACGUCAGCCAUAACAAAUCUUGGAGACCAGACAAUGGAGUUUACAAACGUCAUCGGCGGUAUCAAAAGUGCCUCCCCUAGAAGGCCUGACACAGAGAGCAAUGUCGAUACGGAUGAGGAAAUGACCAUGGAGUUUACCAACGUCUUGGGUGGGGUCCUUAACAAACAAAAGUUCGAAAGGAAAGAUGAUUACGCAUCUCAAGAAGACCCAAAAUACAGUCAUGGUGAUGAAGGGGAUAUAACAUAUCCUAAUCUAGGAGAGGAUGAUAUGGAGAUGACCGGUGCGGUCGGUGGAAUAUUGCCCCCAAUUGAAGAGCGAACAGAGCCCUCCGAUGACGGGACUAUGGGGAUGGAUAUGACAAACGCUGUGGGCAAAAUUCUUGCACCCUUUCAGGUCAACAACCUAAAGGGCAAGAACAGGAUAUUUGACGAAUAUGAAGAGGGCCCCCCAAGCUCCCCAUUUCAAGAAAAUAUACCUGCAUCUCCUGCCAGAGCCCCGUUGCCGCCACAUCCAGAUCUGGUCACAUCAGAAGGUGGGAGUCCAUUGCGGGCGAUACCCAGGUUGAACAGUACUUCUCGACAACCAUCUAGCUCUCCCAGAAGAUCAACGUCCCAGCAGUCAUCUCCAGGCAAAGGCCAUUCAACUCUCUCGAAACAACGGUCACCACGUGCAGUCAGGCAACUAACGCCUGCCACCCCUGAAGGAAGCCCCAUUAAACCUAAGUCAAGAAGUGCAUCACCUCAAAAGCGACAUAUUUCGCAAACAAAUCAGCCCCCUGUCAAAGCUAUACCUGCUUCUUUGUUCCAGAGAAACUCGCUGACAGGGCAAUCGACACCAACUUUUGUUUUGAAAGCAUUAAACCAUGCUUCUCACGGUAUCAACGAGGCACGGGGUUCGCCACGAAUUGCUGAAAUAUUAGACAGACGGCGCUCUAUUGGGGAAGAUGCCCAAGAGUUUGUUUUGAAACCAACUCCCAGUCGAGGCGUCAAGUUUGAUGAUAUGUUAAAAACUGGGCAAGAGUACGAAAAGGGGAAUGAAGAGGAUACUUUCCCCAGGACUAGUCAAGAAUCUGAAAAGGAGACAACUCUUAAUUUAAGAGAACUGAUUUCAAGCCUUACCCCAAAGAAAAACAAGCUCAAAGGACGCAAGAGCCUUCAUGUGGGUGCAGCUAGAGGUCUUCUCGGGAAACGCCCCCCUGAGCUUGAUAUGGAAGAUGCCGAUGAAGAUCUGACACCACAAAAGCGCCUCCGAGGAAGGGAAGCUAGCCCGGUUAAAAAUAUUAAGCUACCCGCCCCCGCUUCAAUCGCCGAUACUGUUGGUCGACCUAGUCAACGAACCCUCCAUUAUGACAGGAAUGUGUCGCCAUUCAUCGAUAAAAAUAUUUCUCCUGCAAAAAACAGCGCCUCUCCCAAGGACAAUGUGGUGCAUACUCCAAAUGACCAAGCUUCCAUACAGGAGGAGGCCAAGGAAGAGAAUAACAUUUCACCUGCAGGCAUUACCACCCCAGUUGAACCAAUAAAGCUUUCCGACUUUCUUGAAAUGACCAAUAUACACUUUAUGGAGUUGACAACAACGAAACGAAGACAUACCAUUGCUCCUGGAAGCCCCGAAAAAUGUGGUACAGAGAGCCUGCAGGGGGCAAAGGAGUUUGGCCUCGAGGACCGUGUCGCUGCUGGAUUCUGCACUUUACCGAUGCUUGAGUUAUACCAACAUUCGUGCCGAGAACUUAAAUCAUAUAUUUCUGAAGGUCGACGCAUCAUCCGAUCUAUAGAAGCAGAGACAUACGCGGAAAAUCCCCCGUUGUUCCAGGAGUAUAUCACAGCCACGCCGGAUAUUCGGCUAUUGAUGGAUAAUCAAUUCCGUAAUGUCAAAACUCACGCGCGGCUAUUAAGUAAGGAAAUGUGGUAUGAAUGGCGAAUGAAACUACUGGAAGGCUUGAAACAAGGUCUAGAUCGGCAUCUUGACGAAAUGAAGCAGGACGAUGCGAUUCUCUCGAGGAAGGAAAACAUUCUGGCGAAUGUGGUUCCCGGCUUAGUUGAGAGGCAUGACAAGCUAAAGAUUGAUUCCCAAAAUCUCCAGAAAGUGAUAGAUGAAAUCGAAAGCUGCGACCAAGAGGAACUGCGGGAUGCCAGAAAGAAGCUUCUAGCUGUUGAAACCGAACUCUCCGGUUACAAAGAUAAAUACACUCAGGCACAGAGUAGGCUUGAGACGAAGAGUGACUUGCUAGAGAAAGCCCAAGCGCGAAAAGAAGAAUUGUUGCAAGAGAUUCGCGAAGCUGAGAGUAUCAAAGAGGAAUGCCGUGGUUGGGAUGGGAAAGAGGUCCGAGUGUUACAGGAGAAACAGACUGGUUGGACUAUCAUCUCUGCAAAACCAAGCAUGGAUGUUGUGAAAGGCACUACUCUCUCGAUGCGGUAUGGCGGAGAGCUUCAACUCGACUGUAAUCCAAGCCAUAUUCACGCCCUUUCACAAAAUUUAAUCAAGGGUGAACGACAAGCCCCUCAGCACGAUACCUUGCCCUUGACCUUGACAUAUGCCCCCAAGGGAAAUGGGCCGCAAUAUGCCGCUGUAAAUCCUAGCCCAGGAGCUUCUUUAAUCCUUAAUGCUAUACGCAUGCAGGUUUCCUAUGCUUUGCUAUCCCCCGUUUCGUUGAAGCAAUUGCUGAGUGGCAUUGCGAGAUGUUGGGAGACUGCAAAGUCUUUGCAAGAAGAAAUUAGAAUGCUAGGAUAUUGCGGAAUUGUUAGCAUCAAACCAAUAGGGACCAGGCAAUCUGAGCCCAUGCAGUUGAAAAUUCGCUGCACUCUGCUAGGCAACAUAAAAGACAAAAUCUCACCAGAGAAAGUCAAUCAACUAAAGAAGAAACAAGGAGAACGAGCAAGGGUUGAUAUUGACUUCAUUGCAAAGCCAAAAGCUCUUGACAAAUAUGCUGACGGUCCAAAUAUUGGCGUUGGGGUAGAUUUUGAUGCCGCUGCAAGCACAGUAUAUGGAUUUGAACCCUCCAAUGAUUCCCAAACGCAUGAUUUGCGUAUGAAUGAUCUCUUGACCAAACUGAUGGAAAAGCCCAACCAGAGUUUUGGCGGUGGUCUGUUAAGAGCCACAGUGAAAGCCGUUGAGAAGAGAGUGUUCCAUGCAUAA